AUGCCAGCAAUAUCAUUCUUACCAUUCUUAUCUUCAAUACCUCUAGGUACGAGAUUAAUAACUCUCACCGUAGUCUUAUUAUCCGUCAUUGGACAAGGUUUAUCUUAUUUGGCCUUGGAGAACUCUGCAAAUCCAGGAUCAUGGGGCAGUCAAUUACCUUGGUUGGUAAUGAGUCCAGGUGAAAGCAUUUGGUAUCCUUGGACGGUGUUGACUGCUGGUUUGGUCGAAUUGGGUAUAACUGGGCUCAUAGUAUCAGCCAUAUCAAUACCAUUGGCAUGUCGAUAUCUGGAACGAGUAUGGGGUAUAAAAGAAUUGAUCAAAUUCAGCAUAAUCACAAUUGUCGGAUCUAAUGUGAUUGCAUUCGGAUUUAGUUGGAUCGUAUGGUUCGUUCUAGGUCAAGAAGAAGCUUUAUAUGGAAUGCCUUAUCAUGGAUUAUCAGGAUUGCAAGUUGGUUUCUUAGUCGCUUUCACCCAAUUGAUCCCAGAACAUCAAGUUCAGAUAUUCGGUAAAUUCAAAGUACGAGUAAAGUCCCUUCCAGGUAUUCACUUGCUCAUUUCGAAUGUAGCAGUAUUGGUAUUUGGUCCUUCACCCUAUAUGUUGAUCCAAUUUGGAUUCAUAAUAGCUUGGUGGUACCUUAGAUUCUUUAAAUUAUCUGAGAAUGGUGAAUUCAGAGGUGAUAGGAGUGAAACUUUCGCUUUCCAAUAUUGGUUCCCUCCUCCUAUCAGACCUUAUAUCGCCAUGGUCGGUAAUCAGAUAUUCAAAUUGGCUGUAAAAGUCAAACUCGUUCAAGCAUGGGAUGAACCAUCGAAUUACGCUCUAUUACCUGGUCCAGGAGGUGCCCGAGCUGAAGCAGAACGAAGAAGAGCAUUGGCACUUAAAGCUUUAGAUGCAAGAUUAGCUUCCACCUCUCCGGUUCCAGGAACUGCCACUUCCCCAAACUCAAUCUCAAAUCCUACGGUGCCAACAUCAUCGGUACCUCCCACCAUCCAAGCGACCGCCAGCAAGAGCGGUGUGGAUGCGACGGUGUAG
Molecule: messenger RNA, 1029 nt
Organism: Kwoniella shivajii
Lineage: Eukaryota; Fungi; Basidiomycota; Tremellomycetes; Tremellales; Cryptococcaceae
Exons: 6
Coding region: 1-1029 (342 amino acids)
Biological process (GO): retrograde vesicle-mediated transport, Golgi to endoplasmic reticulum
Cellular component (GO): Golgi apparatus; membrane
Source: RefSeq, a predicted model, not a curated record